Messenger RNA from Fimicolochytrium jonesii, 894 nucleotides. RefSeq names its product Snf7 family. NCBI's taxonomy places the organism in Eukaryota, Fungi, Chytridiomycota, Chytridiomycetes, Spizellomycetales, Powellomycetaceae. Gene Ontology annotation, cellular component: multivesicular body. Gene Ontology annotation, biological process: vesicle budding from membrane; late endosome to vacuole transport via multivesicular body sorting pathway. The record is from RefSeq and is a predicted model, not a curated record. The coding region runs from base 1 to 675 and encodes 224 amino acids. The transcript has 6 exons.
AUGAACCGCAUCUUCGGCACAUCCAAACCCCGCGCGCCCAAACCCACCAUCGCAGACGCCAUCAGCUCCACAGAUGCAAGAGCAGAUUCCGUCGAAGUCAAGAUGCGCAAACUGGACGCGGAGCUUGUCAAGUACAAGGAGCAGAUGAAGAAGAUGCGGGAGGGGCCUGCGAAGGAGGCUGUCAAGCAGAAGGCGUUGAGAGUGUUGAAGCAGAAGAAAUUGUACGAAGGCCAACGCGACCAACUGGUCCAACAAUCCUUCAACAUGGAGCAAGGCACGAUGGCGCUCGACAACCUCAAAAACACGCUCACGACCGUCGACGCGAUGCAGCUCGCCAACAAGGAACUAAAGGGGCAGUACAAGAAGAUCAACAUCGACAAGAUCGAGAAGAUACAGGAUGAGAUGGAGGAUCUGAUGGAGCAGGCGAACGAGCUGCAGGAGACGAUGGGGAGGGCUUAUGGGUUGCCGGACGGGGUUGACGAGGAUGAUUUGGAGGCUGAGCUGGAAGCAUUAGGAGACGACCUGCUGGAAGACGAGGCGGAACCGUCGUAUCUGCAGGAGCCGACGUACGCAGCCGAGCUGCCUGCCGCGGGGACGUCUGAGCCUGCAACGGCUGUGCAGGUGGAUGAAUACGGUCUUCCCGUAGCACCAACACCUGCGAAAAUGAACGCAUAAACCACAAUCGUCCGGCCAACACACUUCUGCUCCCGCCCCGCUCUACUUCUCUAUCCGAGCCCAUUUUUAUGAGGCAUCGUAGUCACGCAAGCACUUCGGUGCUGUGCCAUGCCCCAUAGACGGACGGGCAGGUGGACGGAUGGUGGCGAAAAUCGGGCAGAGUAGUCGGUAGUGCGCGGGCGGGGCAUGGAAUUCGGGUAAACGGGGGUGCAAUUUUGG